This is a messenger RNA of Arabidopsis arenosa, 5126 nucleotides long. NCBI's taxonomy places the organism in Eukaryota, Viridiplantae, Streptophyta, Magnoliopsida, Brassicales, Brassicaceae. The record is from the annotation of a GenBank genome assembly.
AAGGUUAAAUCAGAUGAAGGAGCUUCGAAGUUGGAGUAUAAGCCAGGACUUCUCGACGAUUUCUUCAUGCAAUCGUUCCGGAACAAAUUGGUCGAGGAAGUCGGGUCGGAUUCAGAGAAACCCGGGUACGUUGGGCUUAUUGAGUUGGUGAAGCUUCUCUUGUUGAAAGGUCGAUCUAAAUCGGAGACAAGUGACGCUGCGGUUCGAAUACUGAAAUCGUUGUUUCCUCCACUCAUUUUAGAGCUUUAUAAGCUUCUCAUAGCUCCUAUAGCACAAGGGAAAUUAGCUGCUUUGAUGGUUGCAAGAGUUACUGUACUUACCUGUCAAUGGCUCAUGGGACCGAGCAAAGUAAACAUCAUCGAUCUUCCUAAUGGAGAAUCUUGGGAUAGCGGGGUUUUCGUGGAGAAAUGUCAGUAUCUAGAAGAAGCAAACGUUUUUAAAGACUACAUGGGAGUUCCUUUGGUGAUGGAACCAAACUUCAAAGAUUAUAGUUGCCAGUUUAAAUUUGGAGUAGCUCCACCUGAGGAUGAUGGCAAUGUUAACGAACCAUGUUCACAAAGAGAUGUCCUAAUAAUGGCGUUGAAGGCGGUGGUUUUUGUAUAUUGUGUGGUUUCUCUCUUCAGUGUUCAGUUAGCUGAUGCUCAACAUGAAGGACUGCUAGUUUCACCAACGUUAUCACCUUCAACUUCACCAGCUAUCUCUGAUCUGCCCCUACCAGCUGAAUUUCCACGGUUUCACAGAAAGUAUUUCGCACCACAACAAGCAGAAGCACCUGAGCAUCCUCCCCCCUAUAGUCGUUUGGUUGCCUCUGUCCAUCCCCCUAUCAACUCACAUUUCUCCAAACCUUCCAUGAAAAAGAAUGCCCAGUCUCCUGGAGCCGGCUUGGUUGAUAUUGCUCCAGCACAAUCUAGCAACGGUGCACUUCCUGAUGCCUUAACUCAGCCACCUUUGUCCCCCUCCGUUUCAAAUUGUUGCAAACCAGAUAUGGUGCUUAAACGAAGAAGUAUUGGUUGCCACUGUGUGUAUCCUAUAAAGCUAGACAUCCUUCUCUUGAAUGUUUCAGAAACUCCUAGUUGGAACAUGUUCUUGAACGAAUUUGCUACCCAGCUUGGCCUCCUACCUCACCAAAUCGAGCUGAUUAACUUCUAUGUGCUAAGCUUAUCAAGGAUGAACAUAUCGAUGGAUAUCACCCCUCAUUCUGGAAUUAGUUUUUCAGCCAGUCAGGCAUCAGCAAUAAACUCUUCGCUUAUCAGCCACAAGAUUCAGUUUAGCCCUACUUUGGUGGGAGAUUACAAACUUCUAAACCUUACUUGGUUUGAGGCCCCUGCACCUUCUCAAGCACCUCUAGUGGCUUCUUCACCUCAUAAAGCACCAUCACAAGGAUCCUCAGCAUCUACGUCAGUAAGAUCUCCAGGGAAAAAGAAGCAUCCCAAUCUUAUUCUUAUCUUUGCUAUAGCCGCUGGUGUGCUUAUACUUGCCAUAAUCACUGUGCUUGUUAUUUGUUCCUGCGCACUCCGAGAAGAGAAAGCUCCUGAUCCACACAAAGAAACUGUAAAACCAAGAAACCUGGACGCUGGUUCAGUUGGGGGAUCUCUUCCUCACCCAGCAAGUACACGGUUUCUGUCAUAUGAAGAACUCAAGGAGGCAACUAGCAAUUUUGAAUCUGCUAGCAUUCUAGGGGAAGGUGGGUUUGGCAAGGUAUACAGAGGCAUCUUAGCCGAUGGUACUGCUGUAGCGAUUAAGAAGCUAACAAGUGGAGGGCCACAAGGCGAUAAAGAAUUCCAGGUGGAGAUUGAUAUGCUAAGCCGUCUUCAUCAUCGUAAUCUUGUGAAACUUGUGGGUUACUAUAGUAGUCGAGAUUCUUCUCAGCACCUACUUUGUUAUGAGCUCGUUCCAAAUGGCAGCCUCGAGGCUUGGCUCCAUGGGCAUCUAGGGUUGAACUGUCCUCUUGAUUGGGACACCAGAAUGAAGAUUGCACUUGAUGCUGCAAGAGGACUUGCAUACCUUCAUGAAGACUCACAACCGUCGGUUAUACAUAGAGAUUUUAAAGCCUCUAAUAUACUCCUUGAAAACAAUUUCAAUGCCAAAGUUGCAGAUUUUGGCCUAGCCAAACAAGCUCCUGAAGGCAGGGGUAAUCACUUAUCUACCCGUGUUAUGGGCACAUUUGGGUAUGUAGCGCCUGAAUAUGCAAUGACGGGACACCUACUCGUCAAGAGUGAUGUUUAUAGUUACGGCGUGGUCCUUCUCGAGUUGUUAACUGGUAGAAAACCUGUGGAUAUGUCACAACCUUCAGGCCAAGAAAAUCUCGUCACUUGGACAAGGCCAGUUCUAAGAGACAAAGACCGGUUAGAAGAACUAGUCGAUUCAAGACUCGAAGGAAUAUACCCAAAAGAAGAUUUCAUAAGAGUCUGCACAAUCGCUGCAGCUUGUGUUGCACCUGAAGCUAGCCAGAGACCAACGAUGGGCGAAGUGGUUCAGUCACUUAAAAUGGUUCAACGGGUGGUUGAGUAUCAAGACCCGGUUUUAAACACUUCAAAUAAAGCUCGUCCUAACCGGAGACAAUCAUCAGCUACGUUCGAGUCAGAAAAGUCUCAUGUAGAUGAUGAUGAAGAAGAUAGGCUCGAGGGUUUGGAGAACAGAUUAAGUGAGCUUAAAAGGAAAAUUCAAGGAGAAAGAGUUAGGUCUAUUAAAGAGAAAUUUGAGGCUAAUAGAAAGAAAGUGGAUGUUAAUGUUACUCCCUUUUCAUCUGCUGCAUUGAGCCGGGCUACCGCAGGGGAGAAUGGAAAUAGCAAUGUGUUUUCUUCGAGAAUGGAAAUACCACUCUGCAAGUUAAAUGGUUUUUCUCAUGGGGUGGGAGAUAGAGACUAUGUUCCUACUAAGGAUGUUACAGCAGCAAGUGUCAAGCUUCCGAUUGCUGAGAGAAUACCGCCUUACACUACCUGGAUAUUUCUGGACAGAAAUCAAAGAAUGGCGGAAGAUCAGUCUGUGGUUGGUCGAAGACAAAUUUACUAUGAGAGACAUGGUGGUGAGACACUGAUAUGCAGCGAUAGUGAGGAAGAACCAGAACCUGAGGAGGAAAAACGUGAAUAUUCCGAGGGUGAAGACUCUGUUAUAUGGUUGAUUGGGCAGGAGUAUGGCAUGGGUGAGGAAGUGCAGGAUUCUCUUUGCCAGUUUCUCAGCGUAGAUGCUUCAGACAUUCUGGGAAGAUACAAUGAACUCAAGUUGAAGGAUGAGCAGAAUACUGAGGACUUUUCUAAUUCCGGAUUCAAGCUUGGAAUAUCUCUGGAAAAGGACCUUGGUGCAGCUCUAGAUUCUUUUGAUAAUCUUUUCUGCCGCCGUUGCUUGGUAUUUGACUGUCGUCUGCAUGGAUGUUCUCAGCCUUUAAUUAGUGCUAGUGAAAAACAGCCUUAUUGGUCUGAUUAUGAAGGUGAUAGGAAGCCCUGCAGCAAACAUUGUUACCUCCAGGUCAAGGCGGUCAGAGAAGUACCUAAAGCAGAAGAGAAAGCUUCAAAAGAGGAAUGCAGCAAGGCUAUCUCCUCAGAUGACCCUCAUGAUGCUGCUACUGGUGUCAAUCUGCAAGUUGAGAAGACUGAUAUUGGUUUCAAGAAUUUAGAUUCAUCCUCUGGUGUAGAACAAGAGCAUGGAAUUAGGGGAAAGCGUGAGGUCCCGAAUCUCGAAGACUCCAAUGAUCUGCCUAAUUUAUCAAACAAGAAACAGAAGACCACAGCCUCAGAUACAAAAAUGUCACUUGUUAAUUCUACCCCUAGCUUAGAUCAGGCAUUUGAUAGCUCAAAGGGUGAUCAAAGUGAAACAGUUGAGACCAAUAAUGUAAACAGAGACUCAGGAGCUGAUUCAAAAGAAGUAGCUGAACCUAUUCCAGACAUUUUGGUCCAUGAUGGUGGUUCCUCUGUUUGUCAGCCAGACCAUGGUAGUGGAAAUGGAUCAAUAAUCAUUGGAGAAAUGUCUGAGAAAAGUCAACCAUCUACAGAGUGGAACCCUAUCGAGAAGGAUCUUUACUUAAAGGGAGUCGAAAUCUUUGGGAGAAACAGCUGUCUUAUUGCAAGAAACCUACUUUCUGGCUUGAAGACAUGCCUAGAUGUGUCCAGUUACAUGCGUGAAAACGAAGUUUCAGUUUUUCGAAGAUCUAGCACCCCAAAUUUGCUGUUGGAUGAUGGCAGGACUGACCCAGGGAAUGAUGAUGAUGAGGUGCCUCCAAGGACAAGAUUGUUCCGUAGAAAAGGUAAAACUCGAAAGCUAAAAUACUCUACAAAGUCUGCUGGUCAUCCAUCUGUCUGGAAAAGAAUAGCCGGUGGCAAAAACCAGUCCUGUAAACAAUACACACCAUGUGGAUGCCUGUCAAUGUGCGGAAAGGAUUGCCCUUGUCUAACCAAUGAAACUUGUUGCGAGAAAUAUUGCGGGUGCUCAAAAAGCUGCAAAAAUCGCUUCCGAGGAUGUCAUUGUGCAAAGAGUCAAUGCAGAAGUAGGCAGUGUCCCUGCUUUGCUGCUGGCAGAGAAUGUGAUCCAGAUGUUUGCAGAAAUUGCUGGGUUAGUUGUGGAGAUGGUUCUCUCGGCGAAGCACCAAGACGCAGAGAAGGGCAAUGCGGAAACAUGAGACUUCUCCUGAGGCAACAACAGAGGAUACUAUUGGGAAAGUCUGAUGUUGCUGGAUGGGGUGCUUUUCUAAAGAACUCGGUCAGCAAAAAUGAGUAUCUCGGAGAAUACACUGGCGAAUUGAUCUCACACCGCGAGGCGGAUAAGCGUGGGAAAAUAUAUGACCGGGCAAAUUCGUCUUUCCUUUUUGACUUGAAUGAUCAGUACGUCCUCGAUGCUCAACGCAAAGGAGACAAGCUGAAAUUUGCCAAUCACUCGGCAAAACCCAAUUGCUAUGCUAAGGUGAUGUUUGUAGCAGGAGAUCACAGGGUCGGCAUUUUUGCAAACGAACGAAUAGAAGCUAGCGAGGAGCUUUUCUAUGACUACAGAUAUGGACCAGCCCAAGCACCAGCUUGGGCUCGCAAACCUGAAGGCUCCAAGAAAGAUGAUUCAGCCAUUACUCAUCGUAGAGCCAGAAAGCAUCAAUCUCAUUGAUGAUUGCUGGCUAACAGAGGGGAUAAAACAAUUUAUGAAUU